AUGGCUGAUAACAAAAGUCCCGACGAUCUUUCUACCGCAAUUUUACGGCGCAAGGACAGGCCCAAUCGUUUGAUCGUCGAAGAAGCCGUCAGCGAUGAUAACUCAGUUGUUGCACUAUCACAGGCGAAAAUGGAGCAGCUACAAUUGUUCAGAGGUGACACAGUCCUAUUGAAAGGCAAGAGGCGCAAGGAGACAGUAUGCAUUGUGCUCUCAGAUGACAACUGUCCCGAUGAGAAGAUCCGCAUGAAUCGUGUAGUGAGGAAUAAUCUGCGAGUGCGUCUCUCCGAUGUUGUGUCUAUUGCUCCAUGCCCCUCAGUGAAGUAUGGAAAGCGUGUGCACAUUCUGCCGAUUGACGAUUCAGUUGAAGGUUUGACUGGAAACCUCUUUGAAGUAUUCUUGAAGCCAUACUUCAUGGAGGCCUACAGACCAAUCCAUCGUGAUGACACCUUCAUGGUACGCGGAGGUAUGCGCGCUGUGGAGUUUAAGGUCGUCGAAACGGAUCCAGCACCAUACUGCAUUGUGGCACCAGAUACAGUCAUCCAUUGCGAGGGAGAUCCCAUUAAACGAGAGGAAGAGGAAGAAGCACUCAACGCAGUUGGUUAUGAUGACAUUGGUGGGUGCCGCAAGCAGCUUGCUCAGAUCAAGGAGAUGGUUGAGCUGCCGUUGCGGCAUCCAUCACUCUUCAAGGCCAUUGGUGUGAAGCCGCCGCGUGGUAUUCUCAUGUACGGCCCGCCGGGAACUGGAAAGACGCUUAUUGCAAGGGCUGUAGCUAAUGAGACUGGGGCUUUCUUCUUCUUAAUCAAUGGUCCGGAGAUUAUGUCAAAGCUGGCUGGAGAGUCUGAAUCCAACUUGCGUAAAGCGUUCGAAGAAGCCGACAAGAACUCUCCAGCCAUCAUCUUUAUUGAUGAACUGGAUGCUAUCGCCCCUAAGAGAGAGAAAACCCACGGAGAAGUUGAACGGCGUAUUGUGUCUCAGCUACUGACUCUUAUGGACGGUAUGAAAAAGUCGUCCCACGUAAUCGUCAUGGCUGCGACCAAUCGACCCAACUCGAUUGACGCGGCGUUGCGUCGCUUCGGUCGUUUCGACCGCGAGAUCGACAUCGGCAUCCCGGACGCGACUGGACGUCUUGAAAUUCUUCGCAUUCACACCAAGAACAUGAAGCUGGGAGACGACGUUGACUUGGAACAGAUCGCAGCUGAAUCUCACGGUCACGUGGGCGCUGACUUGGCGUCGCUCUGCUCGGAGGCCGCCCUGCAGCAGAUCCGUGAGAAGAUGGACCUCAUCGAUCUUGAGGACGAUCAGAUCGACGCUGAAGUUCUCAACUCGUUGGCUGUUUCUAUGGAUAACUUCCGUUACGCAAUGACCAAGUCGUCUCCGUCUGCCCUUCGCGAGACCGUUGUGGAGGUGCCCAACGUGACCUGGACAGAUAUCGGAGGCUUGCAAAACGUGAAGAAGGAGCUCCAAGAGUUGGUUCAGUACCCUGUGGAGCACCCGGACAAGUUCCUCAAGUUUGGCAUGCAGCCAUCUCGUGGUGUGCUGUUCUAUGGACCGCCUGGUUGCGGUAAGACCUUGCUGGCUAAGGCGAUUGCUAACGAGUGUCAGGCUAACUUCAUCUCGGUGAAAGGUCCCGAAUUGCUCACCAUGUGGUUCGGUGAAUCUGAAGCCAACGUGCGAGACAUCUUCGACAAGGCCCGCUCUGCUUCCCCGUGUGUACUGUUCUUCGACGAGUUGGAUUCCAUCGCCAAGUCUCGUGGCGGCUCGGUGUCGGACGCCGGUGGUGCCGCUGACCGAGUCAUCAACCAAAUUCUGACUGAAAUGGACGGCAUGGGCGCUAAGAAGAAUGUUUUCAUUAUCGGUGCGACAAAUCGUCCCGACAUCAUCGACCCGGCCAUCUUGCGUCCGGGACGUCUAGACCAGCUGAUCUACAUUCCUCUGCCAGACGAGAAGUCCCGCGAGGCCAUUCUUCGCGCCAACCUACGCAAGUCUCCCAUCGCCAAGGAUGUUGAUCUUACGUACAUCGCCAAGGUGACUCAAGGGUUCAGCGGUGCCGAUCUGACUGAGAUCUGUCAGCGCGCGUGCAAGCUCGCCAUCCGGCAGGCGAUCGAGGCGGAGAUUCUGCGCGAGCGCUCACGCCAGCAACAAGCGGCCGCUGCUGUUAUGGACAUGGACGAAGAGGACCCGGUGCCCGAGAUCAGCCGUGCCCACUUCGAGGAGGCGAUGAAGUUCGCGAGGCGCUCCGUCUCAGACAACGACAUUCGCAAGUACGAGAUGUUCGCGCAGACGCUGCAGCAGAGCCGCGGCUUCGGCACCAACUUUAGGUUCCCGUCAAGUGGCGGCGCGUCAGGGGGGACGGGCACUUCGGGCGGCGACCAGCCCACCUUCCAGGAGGAGGCCGGCGACGACGACCUGUACAGCUAG
This is a messenger RNA of Leptosia nina, 2418 nucleotides long. The record is from the annotation of a GenBank genome assembly. NCBI's taxonomy places the organism in Eukaryota, Metazoa, Arthropoda, Insecta, Lepidoptera, Pieridae.